Rhagoletis zephyria (snowberry fruit fly) is the source of this 877-nucleotide messenger RNA. RefSeq names its product ER membrane protein complex subunit 8/9 (gene EMC8-9). The record is from RefSeq and is a predicted model, not a curated record. NCBI's taxonomy places the organism in Eukaryota, Metazoa, Arthropoda, Insecta, Diptera, Tephritidae. Gene Ontology annotation, cellular component: EMC complex.
UGUCACGUUUUGACAGCAUUAAUUUAUUUCAUUAGCUGAUUAGAACUUUAUUAAUUAGAGUACGUGUUUUUUUCGGAAGUCCUUCUUGUAUUUUAAUAUUCUUGAAAGAAAUACAAACGCUGCGUGCUGCCAAAAUGACAGAAUAUCAAUUCAACGAACGUGCUUAUGCCAAAAUAAUUUUCCAUGCCGCCAAAUAUCCACACUUGGCCGUGAACGGCGUGCUGUUGAGCGAAAAAGCACCCAAAGGCAAUACAGUCCAGAUAGUGGAUGCGAUACCACUUUUCCAUCAGUGUCUCUACGUUACACCUAUGGCAGAGAUAGCGCUUACACAGGUUGACGCCUAUGCCGAACGCGAGAAUUUGCUGUUGGCCGGCUACUAUGUGGCACCAGAGAAUUUCUACGACAGCAGUGUAGAAAAGGCGCCCGCUGCCAAAAUAGCAGAAAAAAUACUUGAAAACAAUAAAAAUGCUUGCUUCGUAGUCGUAGAUAAUAAGCUCAUGAGACUAAACCAAACACAAGCAGCGCUAAAGGUGUUCAGCAGUAGUGGUGAGACAGGGCGUUGGAACAAGGCUAACUUCUCACUAUCGCAGUCAAAAGCCACUUUACAAACAGUAUCAGAAUUGUUACAGCGUGGCGCUAUGCGUGAGAUAGUAGACUUUGAUAACCAUUUAGAUAAUCCAGAAAAUGACUGGACGAACCAACACUACAACCAUAACUUGAAGCAGCUGAUGGCCAUGUACUAAUUGGAUAAAAAAGGUAUUAAAUUCAAUGGGGGUAUUCAUGGUUGGUUUUUAGCUAUAGCGUGCAAUUUUUUUUAAAUAUGUAUCCAUGCAUUUCAGUUUUAUUGUAUUUAUACGAAAUAUUUAAAUAAAUAUGG